Messenger RNA from Aspergillus oryzae RIB40, 861 nucleotides. RefSeq lists its product as uncharacterized. Bases 1 to 861 code for a protein of 286 amino acids. The transcript is spliced from 2 exons. Lineage: Eukaryota; Fungi; Ascomycota; Eurotiomycetes; Eurotiales; Aspergillaceae. The record is from RefSeq and is a predicted model, not a curated record.
AUGGAAGAUAUCAACCAAUCGAUACCAAAGCCCAAGACCGUGUUUGUAAAAGGGAAGAACACCAAGCGUCGGCCGGUGAUCAUGCGACGCAAAUCAUCGCAAACAUCUUCCAGUACAAGUACCCGUACCCAAAGCCCACAACGGACUUCGAAACUACUAACCCUGGGAGCUCGGACAAAACCAUCCAAGCAGGAAGAUUCCAGUGAUUCUGAAGCUGAGGCAGUGCACAUAGAGCAUGUCGUACCUCGUGAGAAAAGUAGUGAUACGACCGACAAGCCACCCGAGCUGCCACCAGAGUUUCUACGCAGCCUGAAAGAAAUCCUCACCAAUGAAGAACCAGUCCCGCAGAAUAGCAAAUCGACUCCUCCAAAAUGGGGCUUUGUUACCACGGACGAUUGGACCCACUACGAUGUAAGAUAUCUAUCGGCGGAGAACUAUGAACAGCCGUCAUCAGAGUCGCUGGUUGAUAAGGGCUUUCGUUCCCGCUUCACGGAGCAAGUUGGCUUGGAGAAAGAGUACCUGGCCAAGUCCGUGGGAGCGAGCUCGAGAGACGGACUACUGCAGUUUCUUCAAUCUAGAUCUUUCGAAAUCAAGGCCAGUGAUGCAUCUCAUGCCCCGCCGGACUCGACUGUAGAUACAUCCGCCACGAGCACCGGCAUCCCCAUCCCGACACCAAACACUGAUAGCUCUACAACCUUGUCUACUAACAGCCCUAGUCGGGCGACUUUUGGAGGCUUCCCAACUCUAUUAACACCCUUCUCAUUGACGCGCGGACGCAGUCAGCUUAGUCUGCUCAUUGAAGAGCAUCGAAAAAGCCAACCUGCAGAAAGUAACCCAGUGGGCAGUGACGAACAGGAGUGA